AUGGCCUUGAACCGGAAGUAUGCGGCCCUUCCAGAUUUGGAUUCCGCUCCAGAUAUCUACGAAACCCCUGAGCUCACAGACGACAAUUCUACGGUUCCCACCACCGCCGCUCGAACCCACUCUGACGAUGAAUUCUAUGAUGUGGAAGACGAUACCCCUGGCAUCUCGCGAUCCCGUUUACGAAUAAACGAAGCCCGCUCCCGCUUUCUACCUGCAAACGUUGACGCCAACGGCGUGGACUUUUCGGACCGAGUUGAUGGGAAACGAAAGUCAUACAAGGCUUCCAGUCGAAGGCAGCGCAUUCUCCAGGACGGCACCGAAGAGCUGGGCGACCUUUCCGAUGAUGAUGAUGACGAGAGCUUGGAACGGCGCAUUGCUCGCCUCAAACGUGAAGUGGAGGAGGCAAAGGACGAAUACGCGAAGCGAAAAGCGGGAGCUUCAGCGCAAGCAGAUGACGAUGCUGCCAAGGGCGACGAUAGACUGGCCUCCCUGAGCCAAGUCUUGGAUGAGAUAUCCAAACCUACAGGACGUCGAGUUACUGCCCAAGCCUCCAAGGCAGUUCCACCUACGAGCCAGGAAGAGAAGCCCGACCUACCAGCAGUAGACGACGCCACGUACACUGUGACAUACGCACCGACAUAUGAGCAAAGCCACGCUCUGGCCAAGGCAGCCGACUUUGAUCGUCGAUUGUUGAUGUUGGAAAAGGGCUUGGGGAUUAACGCCUCGCUGAUGCCAGAAGCUGACGUCAAUGGACUUCCCCGAGCCAUUCUGCCCACUCUGGACUCUAUGAACAAGCAGAUUUCUACACUUGCCGAGGCCUCUACAGCCAACCUCGACACUAUAAGUCGACGAGUGCGCACCCUGGUUCAGGAACAAGACAAGCUCAACGACUCGAGGGAGAAGGCCAAAUCACUAAGAGAAGAGCUUGGCCGGGGCGCCCCCACGGCUCCGGCCGAAGAAUCCGAGCAAGAGGCCAAGAUCAAUGCCCUCUACGGCAUCUUGCCCACGAUUGAGAAUCUAACCCCUAUCCUGCCGCCCCUCCUGGACCGAUUGCGAUCCCUGAGAGCAAUUCACGCGGAUGCUGCGACAGCAAGUGAUACGCUGAGCCGUAUCGAACAACAGCAGACAGAGAUGGCUGCUGAGUUGAAGCAGUGGAAUGAGGGACUUGCCAAGAUUGAGGCUGCCAUGAAGGAGGGCAGCGUUUCCAUUGAGACCAACAAGAAAGUCAUGGAGGAGUGGGUGAAGGACCUUGAGGAGAGGAUGGAGGAUUUAUGA
Molecule: messenger RNA, 1275 nt
Organism: Fusarium vanettenii 77-13-4
Lineage: Eukaryota; Fungi; Ascomycota; Sordariomycetes; Hypocreales; Nectriaceae
Exons: 3
Coding region: 1-1275 (424 amino acids)
Biological process (GO): mitotic spindle organization
Cellular component (GO): cytoplasm; dynactin complex
Source: RefSeq, a predicted model, not a curated record